Molecule: messenger RNA, 477 nt
Organism: Stegastes partitus (bicolor damselfish)
Lineage: Eukaryota; Metazoa; Chordata; Actinopteri; Pomacentridae
Gene: saa
Product: serum amyloid A
Exons: 4
Coding region: 66-431 (121 amino acids)
Cellular component (GO): extracellular region
Source: RefSeq, a predicted model, not a curated record
UGGAAAGAUAUUCUGUGAUCUAGUGAAGAUUUGACCCGUGUGAGGACUGCACAACGUCUUUAACCAUGAAGCUGCUCCUGGCUGGACUCGUUCUGCUUCUGAUCGUGGAAACCGAAGCUCAGUUCUACAAGUUCCCUGUUGAGGCUGUUCAAGGAGCCUGGGACAUGGCACAGGCCUACCGUGACAUGAGGGAGGCCAACUGGAAAAACUCAGACAAAUACUUUCACGCCAGAGGAAACUUUGAAGCCGCGGAGAGAGGAGCAGGAGGACGAUGGGCGGCGGAGGUCAUCAGUGACACGAGAGAGUGGGUUCAGGGCAAAAUGGGUCACGGUGCCGAGGACACUGCAGCCGACCAGGAGGCCAACCGUUGGGGGCGAGACGGAAAUGAUCCGAACCACUACAGGCCCAAAGGCCUUGCUGACAAAUACUGAGGUCAGGAGUCACCGACCUGAAAUAAAACUGAUCAAGAACUUUCAA